Messenger RNA from Bactrocera dorsalis (oriental fruit fly), 6480 nucleotides. RefSeq lists its product as uncharacterized. Lineage: Eukaryota; Metazoa; Arthropoda; Insecta; Diptera; Tephritidae. The transcript has 2 exons. Bases 1 to 1257 code for a protein of 418 amino acids. The record is from RefSeq and is a predicted model, not a curated record.
AUGGACGGAGAUUCUAAGGAAUCUAAGUCAACACAGUAUUUAAAAGUACAAAAAAUGACUUCAGAAGAAAAAAGCCCAUGUACACCUGCUGAUUCUACACGCUCGAAGCAAGGUGCUACAAAGCAAAAAAAGAUGAAAGAUAUUUCCUAUACUAAGUUUAUUGCUGAGAGUGACAGUCUAAUUCGAUACUGCACUCGUUUUUCUUCUUCACCGAUUCAAGAUAACUCUGAAUCGGUAUUAGAAAUCAAAAAAGAAAAUGUAAGCAAUUUCUGGACACGUCUCCAAGCUGCGUAUGCCGCAAUUGUAGAAUCUGACGAAUCAGAUCUACCUGAAAAUUUCAAAUCUUCAGCAUACUCCAAAUAUGAACACUGCUUAGACCAGUACGAGGAAACGAGAGCUAUGAUCUCCGACAAAUUGAGAUUAUUUAAAGCAAUUGCACCUACUCCACAACCGAGAGUAGAGCUGCCACAAGUGCAAAUCCAAGAGGCGAGUUCAGGCAUCCACCUCAAGGUGCCCGCCUGUGACACUGAAAUUUUUCAUGGUGGCUAUGAACAAUGGCCGUCCUUCCGGGACAUGUUCACAGCCGUUUACAUAAACCACCCAAAAUUAUCUAAUGCACAAAAAUUGUAUCACCUCCGAUACAAAACAAAAGGUCAAGCAGGGGUAUUAGUCAAACAGUUCGCUCUUAAUGACGAAAAUUUCAAUUAUGCUUGGGAAGCCCUAAAAGCUCGUUACGAGAACGAAAGGAUAUUAGUAGACAAACAAGUCACAAUAUUGAUGAAUUUACCAAAAAUUCAAAAAGAAACAAGUGAAGAAUUUAUAAAACUUCAAUCCACUGUUUCUAAUUGCUUGUCGGUUCUAGCGACACAGAAUAUUCCCACAGACAAUUGGGACCCCAUUCUGGUAAAUAUAUGCACAUCCGCAUUACCAGAAAAAUCGUUACUUCUGUGGGAGCAAUCACUCUCAUCACGAAGAAAGUGCCCAACGUGGCAACAAAUGAACGAUUUCUUAACUUCUCUUCUUAAUUGGCGUAGACACCGCUUACGCGAUUAUAGCCGAGUUAACAACCGCGCGCCAGUCGUUUCUUCUUUUCGCUACGUGGCGCCAAUUGGAUAUUCCAAGCGAAGCCAGGUCCUUCUCCACUUGGUCCUUCCAACGGAGUGGAGGUCUUCCUCUUCCUCUGCUUCCCCCGGCGGAUACUGCGUCGAAUACUUUCAGAGCUGGAGUGUUUUCGUCCAUCCGGACAACAUGACCUAGCCAGCGUAGCCGCUGUCUUUUAAUUCGCUGAACUAUGUCAUUGUCGUCGUAUAUCUCGUACAGCUCAUCGCUCCAUCGAAUGCGAUAUUCGCCGUGGCCAACGCGCAAAGGACCAUAAAUUUUUCGCAGAACUUUUCUCUCGAAAACUCGCAACGUCGACUCAUCCGUUGUUGACAUCGUCCAAGCCUCUGCACCAUAUAGCAGGACGGGAAUUAUGAGCAACUUAUAGAGUUUGGUUUUUGUUCGUCGGGAGAGGACUUUACUUUUCAAUUGCCUACUCAGUCCGAAGUUGCACCUGUUGGUAAGACUUAUCCUGCGUUGGAUUUCUAGGCUGACAUUGUUGGUGUUGUGUACGCUGGUUCCAAGAUAGACGAAAUUAUCUACAACUUCAAAGUUAUGACUGUCAACAGUGACGUGAGUGCCAAGUCGCAAGUGCGACGACUAUUUGUUUGAUGACAGGAGAUAUUUCGUCUUGCCCUCGUUCACUGCCAGACCCAUUUCUUUUGCUUCCUUGUCCAGUCUGGAGAAAGCAAAACUAACGGCGCGGUUGUUGAGGCCGAUGAUAUCAAUAUCAUCGGCAUACGUCAGCAGUUGUACACUCUUAUAGAAGAUGGUACCUUCUCUGUUGAGUUCUGCAGCUCGAACUAUUUUCUCCUGAAGCAGGUUGAGAAAGUCGCACGAUAGGGAAUCGCCUUGUCUGAAACAUGGUUUGGUAUCGAACGGCUCUGAGAGGUCCUUCCCUAUUCUGACGGAGCUUUUCGUGUUGCUCAACGUCAGCUUACACAGCAGUACUAGUUUUGCGGGGAUACCAAAUUCAGACUUCGCGGCAUAAAGGCAGCUCCUUUUCGUGCUGUCGAGAGCAGCUUUGAAAUCGACGAAGAGGUGGUGUGUGUCGAUUCUCCUCUCACGGGUGUUUUCCAAUAUUUGGCGCAUGGUGAAUAUCUGGUCGGUUGUUGAUUUACCAGGUCUAAAGCCACACUGAUAAGGUCCAAUCAGUUUGUUGACGGUAGGCUUUAAUCUUUCACACAAUACGUUCGACAAAACCUUAUAUGCGAUGUUGAGGAGGCUAUACCACGGUAGUUGGCGCAGAUUGUGGGGUCUCCUUUUUUAUGGAUUGGGCAUAGCACACUUAAAUUCCAAUCGUUGGGCAUACUUUCGUCCGACCAUAUUUUGCAAAGAAGCUGAUGCAUGCCCCUUAUCAGCCCUUCGCCGCCGUGUUUGAAUAGCUCGGCCGGCAAUCCAUCGGCCCCCGCCACUUUGUAGUUUUUCAGGCGGGCAAUUGCUAUUCGAACUUCUUCAUGGUCAGGCAAUGGAACGUCUGCUCCAUCGUCAUCGGGUAUCAGGUUCGCCUUCUCCUGGCGUUGUACGUUCACUGCCAUUCAGCAGGCUGGAGAAGUGUUCCCUCCAUAAUCUAAGUAUGCUUUGGGCAUCGGUGGCUAGAUCACCUUUGGGGGUUCUACAGGAGUAUGCUCCGGCCUUGAAACCUUCUGUAAGCCGCCGCAUUUUUUCGUAGAAUUUUCGAGCAUUACCCCUGUCGGCCAGCUUAUCAAGCUCUUCGUACUCACGCAUUUCGGCCUCUUUCUUCUUCUGUCUGCAAAUGCGUCUCGCUUCCUUCUUCAACUCUCGGUAUCUAUCCCAUCCCGCACAUGUUGUGGUCGAUCGUAACGUUGCGAGGUAGGCAGCCUGUUUUCUCUCCGCUGCGACACGGCACUCCUCGUCGUACCAGCUGUUCUUUUGCACUUUCCAAAAACCAAUGGUUUCAGUUGCAGCUAUACGUAAGGAGUUUGAAAUGCCGUCCCACAGUUCCCUUAUACCGAGUUGUUGACGAGUGCUGUCAGAGAGCAGGAGUGCAAGCCGAGUAGAAAAUCGUUCCACUGUCUGUUGUGAUUGCAGCUUUUUAUAUAUGUAUACAUAUGCAAUAUAUAACAGCUAUACACAUAAAUUUUGCUAGAGGAACGAAAACCAUUAUAUUUAGUAUAUUAACAUGUCACUUACUAUAAAACUAAUCAUAUAGUGUAAAGUCAGCUGGAUCGUCGAAAAUCAUCAUACUAGUUAUAUGGAGAGUAAUUCAAGUUUUCGCUCAAACGUAUCCAUUUUAAGCACAAAAAUACAAUGUUAUGAGUAAACAGGCUAGUUCAUUUCGAUUUUCUUUAAAUUUGGUACAUUGGGGCUAACGGAAGUAUUGGCCUUAUUCAACCCGUUUUUGGCAUACAGACUUUCCAUUGUCAGAAAAGUACUAUCCCUGAAUUCCAAUUACAUAUUUCAGUCACUGACCGAUAUUUUCGAACAAGAGUCAACUUUAGGUCAACCUAGGUACUAUUCCGUACGUAGAUGCUUGAGCGGAUUUCGCUGGAUUUGCACAAUUUUUGGUCAUAAGGUGGCAUACACUAAAGUUUAAUUCCGUUCUGUUAAUUGCUUCUUGAUUUGUGCACUGGAAAGUAAAAUAAUCAAGCGGAAUUUAAAACGGUGUUAUAUUAAAAGAAGGUGUGAUCAUUGUCCGAUUUCGCCCAUUUUCACAACGUGUUAAGAAUAUGAAUAGAGGAUGGAGUCAGGUCUAGAAGUUCACGCAAGUGAGGAAAGUUCUCUGAUCGCCAUUCACUUAGGAGUGGCCAGAAAAGAUUCUUUAACAUGAGGCUCAAGCAGCUCACGACUUCCGGUCUCUGGCCAAGUAUCUUCUGGGUAGCCUAAGAACAUCCGUUUGAAGGCGAGCUAAAGUGAGAAGGCGAAAUAUCCCCUACAUAGGGUUGUGCGCUGGGUUUGGGACCCAGCCCACUUCUCCAGCUUGCUGAAUGGAAAUGAACGUACAACGCCAGGAGAAGGCGAACCCGAUUCCCCAAUCGAUGACAAUGGAGCAGACUUUCCAUUGCUUGACCAUGAAGAAGUUCGAAUAGCAAUUAUCCGUCUAAAGGACAACAAAGCGGCGGUGACGGAUGGAUAGAUUGCCGGCCUUGCUAUUCAUACACGGCAGCGAAGAACUGAUAAGGAGCAUGCAUCAGCUUCUGAAUAUUUGGGUGCCCAACUAAUUGGGAAGCACACACCUCUGUAUUUAAGUAUUUUAUGAGUCACUAAAAUUCGCGAUUGCUGUUACUAAAUAAGACGCAUUCUUUCAGCUGAAUAAGUUAUAAUUUAUUUUGACACAAAUUCCUGUUACAAUAAAUGCCAAACUUAAUUAAAUUAAAACAAGUGCUUAGUUUUAUAUAUGUAAUCUGAGAUAUGUAAUUCGGCUUACUGUUGAUGAAGUUACAAGGCGAUCGUCAGAUAUUUAGUGAUGGAGAAUUGCUCCAUAUUUGCAUCUUUGUGUAGAAAAGUUUUUUUCGUUUCAUAUGAAUUUUAAUAUGCGUCUUGGUGUUUGAGAUAAACACCUUUAAUUUGCUUGUUUAUUUAAUGUUACUGAUGACUUAUUAUAUAUGCGAGUUUUUUCUUUUAUCCGUUUAUUGUGCGUUUUAUUUAUUAUUUGACUUUUCUAUGUUUUUUGCGAUUGUUGCAAAUUUUUGAUUUUUUGAUUGGCUUACUAAGGACCACAACUCUGUAUAUGCUCAGGUAUGGCCUAAGUGGGUGCGCCUUUGAAAACAUACCCUGGGGUUAGGACAGUUAUAUGAGAGGAAUCUUGCGAGCGUACAGUGAAUGGCCGUGAAUUGAAAUCGGCUUCGAUUCUUGUUAAUACUGUACACAAUUGUUCAUAGUUAAUUUAAAGCUUUAUACAGCUGAUUCCCAUAACCCACCAAUAUGAGGAGCGUUUGAAUAGUUGUAAUAAGAGCGACCUUAGCUUUUGUAAGAGUAGGUGCGUCAAUGUAUCGCAUUGGAAGGAUGGUGAUCCCUUAACUUGCUUUUUGAUUUUAUUUAUUUUUGAAAAUUUAAGAAAAGUGUCGGUUUUUCGACUUUUUGAUACAACUGUGUUAUAUUUUAUGUUUGUUGGUGCGUAUGCACUAAUUUAGCGUUUAGUAACCCGUCUCCGCUCUAGGUUUUGCUCAGAAUUGGCUUUUUGUAUUCAUUAUUGCCGAAAGCCAUUCUGCGGGGCCUGUAUAUGCUUUUAAUAUAGAAGGAAGUUUCCCUAUAUAUCGAAAAUUCCUUAAUUGUGAAUUAAGGUUUGCAUUAUCCUCAAUUUAAGUUGGUAUGGUGGUAACUGGUUCUGAAACUAGUCCACUUAUAAUCCAAACGAAUAUAGUGUGCGCUAGAAGGGUGGUUUAUAUUUUUCAACACCUUUAAGUAAUAUUUGUGGUAUAAGGUCGCUGUCUAUUUGAGAUGGUUUGUUGCAGUCGGGAUCUGCUAGUUUUAAGUGUGAGACCUUCUGCCAAUGUUUGCUAUCUAUGUGAUAGCUUGAAAGCAUAUUUGUUAAUUGCGGUAGGACUAGGGAUCCUUGUGAUCCUUGGUCUUUUAAGGCUCUGAGUUUGAACAGUUCUCCUCGGUGUUCGAUGGAGACGAUGGCUGUGGGUAGUAGUACCAUAAUUUGAUUUUCGCUGUGUAGCGUUUGCGUUUUUAAUGCCUUUGAGCAGCAUGGUGUUUCUUGGCAAUUUUUAGAACUUUGCUUUUCGGGAUUUGCUUUUGCAAUUAAACCCGUGGUUCUUUGUGUAUAAGCGCUUCUUUGGGGUGAGAUUGGAUAUCUGCUGCGUAAAUCUGUGCCACAUGCGGGCACCUCGAGUUGGAAGCCUGAACUUGCCUUUUGACGGUCUUCUUGUGGCAGCUUCACUCUCGGAUAUGGAGUAGGUGCAAUUGCUUUUAUUAGCUAUAAUUGAUCUGAGAUCAUAGCUUUUGUUUCUUCUUAUUGGUCUCAGCAGUUUUCAUAAAUAUCGUAAGCCGAUGAUUUAAAAUUUUGAGGUAGAUCUGAAUUGUCAGAAUCUACUAUGGCAUCAUGAGCCGCUUGGAGGCGAGUCCAAAAAUUUUGACUUUUUAUUUCCAAUAACGAUUCCGAGUUUUCGUGAAUCGGUGAAGAGGCAAAUCUAGUGCAGUAUCUUGUUAAACUGUCACUUUCUGAAAUAAAUUUAAUAGCCUGUUUUGAGCGUGUAGCUUCCGCAAGUGUAUUUUGUUUUUUGCGUUAUUAACCAUUUUGGUUUUAUUUUAAUUUUUUAUCUGUAAAUAAUCAAAUUUUUUUCUCUCAGUGGAACUGAUUUAAAUAAGGCAAUAGGGUAUUGCUUGAAACCGAAUACUCUGUUACGUAAAUAGAGUUUUGAAUUAUAUUAUAUUAUUGAAUUUGAUUAUCUUGCUAAAAAUGUUAGUUUUAUUAAC